This is a messenger RNA of Salvia splendens (bonfire salvia), 741 nucleotides long. Its product is annotated as UPF0047 protein YjbQ. The coding region runs from base 110 to 559 and encodes 149 amino acids. The transcript is spliced from 8 exons. The record is from RefSeq and is a predicted model, not a curated record. Lineage: Eukaryota; Viridiplantae; Streptophyta; Magnoliopsida; Lamiales; Lamiaceae.
UUGCCCUCUACAUAUUUUUUGCAUUAAUAUCUCAAUUAAAUGAGAUGUACAGCGGCAAGUGAUAGCGGCGACGAGAGUGAAAUCAGUUAAGUAUAGCUGUGUGAUUGAAAUGGCUACAGCAGCAUCGGCGCCCAAAUGGGCUCAGAAAACCAUCACCAUUCCUGCCCAGUCGCGAGGAUGCCAUCUCAUCACCUCCAAGAUUUUGAAGGAGAUUGGGCAGGAUCUAUCAGGGUUUAAGUGUGGUCUUGCUCAUUUUUUCCUGCAUCACACAAGUGCUUCUUUGACUAUAAACGAGAACUAUGACUCGGAUGUCCGUGUUGACACAGAGACAUUUUUGAACAAAGUAGUUCCCGAAGGAAGGUCUGCACCGUGGAAGCAUACUUUGGAAGGUCCGGAUGACAUGCCGGCACAUAUCAAGUCAUCUAUGUUUGGCUGCUCCCUCACGAUCCCUAUAUCAGAUGGAAAACUGAACAUGGGAACUUGGCAGGGUAUCUGGCUAUGCGAGCACCGUGAUGCUGCUACUCCUCGCAGAGUCGUGGUCACCCUUAAUGGGAUCUAAGACUCUUCGUCUUCUUACUUGCUCAUGAGUGCAGCCUGUCUUGUCUUCUGUGAAUAGGUGUGCCCUAAGUAAGCAGAGACUUGUUUGAGUGAAUUGUAAUGUAAGACAUCUGUAAUGGCUACCCUUCUCUUUAUGUACUGUUCAAAUAUGUAUAUCCCAAAUAAAAUACACUUUUUACUCCA